AUGGAGGUUCUGUCGACAAUUGGUUUAUUAAUUGUACUUGCUGUGACUAUUUAUGGAUUUCUGCUGCAUCAAUUUUCAUACUGGAAGCGACGAAAUGUUCCGUACAUAGAACCACAUUUGAUUUAUGGAAAUGCCAAAGGAGUUGAGUCUAAAUUUCAUCAUACAAAGUUUUGGAUUGAUUUGUACCAAAAGUUAAAGUCUAAAGGACCUGUUGCUGGGAUUUAUGUCUUUUUCUAUCCAAUUGCCAUCGUCACAGACUUAGAUCUAGUCAAGCAGAUACUUGUUAAAGACUUUAAUGUGUUUGUGAAUCGAGGACAUUACCUGAACCUCAAAGAUGAUCCAAUUAGUGCUCAUUUGUUCAAUAUUGAGGAUGAAUCAUGGAAAUUUAUGAGGAACAAGUUAUCGCCGGCAUUCAGCAGUGGGAAACUUAAAGCCAUGUUCCCAACCAUCAUUAAACUUGCUGACAAAUUCACAGAAAUUGCUGAAACCAACACUUCAUUGGAUGUCCGAGACUUAGGUGCUAGAUUCGCUAGUGAUGUCCUCGGAUCGGUUGGCUUUGGAAUCGAGUGCAAUGCAAUGUCCACAAAUGACUCAGAAUACCACAAAAUAGCAACAAACUUCAUGAAUAAUUUGAGAUUUAUGAGCAAAACUUUCUUGGAAAGCAAUCGAAAGUUCUUCAAUUUCAUAAGAUUCACAAACAUUGAUGACUUUACCAGGACAUUCUACACAACAAUUGUCGACAAAAUUCUGCAAUAUCGCGAGGAAAAUUCUGUAAAUCGAACAGACUUUUUAAAUUUUAUGAUUCACGAGAAAGACUCAUCAAGACAACUGACUAGAAUUGAAAUGGCAUCUCAAACUGGAGUGUUUCUUGUUGCUGGCCAUGAAGUUGUUGUAUCGCUGCUUUCACAUUGUCUUUAUGAACUGGCAUUAAGAAAAGAUUUACAGGAGAAUGCUAGAAAUUCAAUAAAGCAGGUGCUUGAUGAGUUUAAUGGAGAGUUCAGCUAUGAGUCGGUUUAUAAGAUGGAUUAUAUUGAACAGUGCAUUUAUGAAACUGCCAGAAAAUAUUUCAUCGCUGUUAGUGUUCGUCGUGUUGUAACAAGAGACUAUAAAGUGCCAAAUACUGACAUUGUUCUAGAGAAAGGCACAGUCGUCCAAAUUCCAGUCUACGCAAUCCAUCAAGAUCCAGAAAUCUACCCAGAACCUGAAAAAUGGGAUCCUGAGAGAUUCUCACCAGAAAAUGUAGAAAAACGACAUAAAUUUGCAUUCUUAGCAUUCGGAGAAGGUCCACGGAUGUGCAUUGGAAAAAGGCUUGGAGUUUUCAUCCUAAAGACAGUUUUGGCAAAAUUCUUAAUGAGCUAUGAAUUCAACCUUGAUACAAAUAAGACGACAGUUCCAAUCAAGCAUUGCAUAAAGAAGCUUUUCCUUACACCUUCAGACGGCAUUCAUAUCAAUGUCACUAAGUCAAAAUUUAAUUAA
Molecule: messenger RNA, 1476 nt
Organism: Chironomus riparius
Lineage: Eukaryota; Metazoa; Arthropoda; Insecta; Diptera; Chironomidae
Source: the annotation of a GenBank genome assembly